AUGGCGAAACCGCUGCCGUAUGCAGUGCGCUACGCUGAGAAAGGCGGGCGGUCGGCGGGAGUGCCCGGUGCGGCCAUGGCCUUGCCAGGACACAGGCCGCAGCUAGCAGACCAAGCCUCUGAGCAUGCUGUCCUUGAAGCUUUUUCCUUUCAAAAGUCCAGGUAUCCACAGGGGCCUUGUGGUCCUGUGACAAGUUUGGAAACCAUGGAACAGCUGCAAGAUCAUGAUGAUGCCCAUGAGGAAGCCCAAGAGCUGCUCAGUAAGUGGAUGGAGUCCAAACUGCAGCUGGAGCUGAAGAAUGAUGGAGAAAAGGAAUCUGACACUGUCCUCCUGGAAGAGUCUUCUGCAGCCCGUCCAAAGUAUGAGCGCUUUGAUGACUUGUACAGCUAUUUGGAAUGUGAAUUGGAAAGUUCUGUCCAAGAAUACCUACAGCAACUUUUGCAGAUUGAAACUGUGAACUGUGGGAUAAUGGAAGACCUUAGACUUGAAGACAUCAAAGAAGAAGAAAAACUUACAGAUCCACGAAUAAUCAUGGAGCUCAGACACAAGCAGGUGAAAGAAAACCGAAUGAGGCAUCAGAAAGCAUUGGAACUUCAGAGAAAAGAUAAGUCCCUGAAAAAAUCACUUCUGUCUGAGGCCAGGCUCCAAGCACAGGAGGAGAACAGAAGGAAGGUCCUGAAGGCUAAGAGAGAGGAGGAAGAGAUCCACAGGGAAAUGGUGAAGCUGCGAAAAGAAAUAGCUGAGAAGAGGCACACCACACGAGAGGCAUGGAGAAUGGAGGAGAAGAGACAAGAAAAAAGUCAGAAGCUGUCAACACAGGAGGUAUCUAUUACUGCAUCACCACCCCUCGCCCUGAAGAAAGAAGAGGAGAAAGAGAGAAAGGCUCAGGAACUGCUGCACAGGAUUCACAUCAAUAAGCAGAGAUGUAUGCAACGACAUUUCUCUGCAUGGCUGAAAGUCACUCUGCAGCACAGAAUUAAAAUGGGAAAAGCCAAAGCCCUUGCUGACUGGAAAUGCAAACUGAGGGCCCUGCGAGCCUGGAGAAACUACACUUGGGCCCAGAAACUAGAGCAGGAGACACAGGAAUUGGAAGUUCAUCUCCAAGAUCAAAACAGGAAAACCCAACUGUCUGUGGAGCAUAACCGGCGACGGCUUCUGCGCUGGUGCUUUCUGGCCUGGCAGCACUGGAGCCAAGCAGAGAAAGAAAAGCAAGAGUUGCAGAGCAAGAGGGAGGAGACAAAGAGAAAAAUGGCACAACUGCUGGAGGCAGUGUCACUGGGGAAAGGUGGUCUGGACAGGCCACCAGAGGUUAACAAGCCUGGGACAGCAGAAGUAAGCCAUCAGGAUUUGCAGCAGGACAAGCCAACUGAAACUUGCUGCAUACAGAAAGAACCUGACCAGACCAGAGAGCAAUCUUUUCAGGAUGAUGCUCAUACAUCUCAUUGCUACAGAAAACCCAAAUUUGCCUGGAAGAUUACCCUAAAACGUGCAGCCCCCAGUGCACAGGACCAGACUGUGUACAGGAAUCAAAUAGCCACUGUCCCCCAGAAGUUUCAGGCACCCUGCCCAAAGGCAGUUCCUGCUUAUGGAAGCCGUUUUGAGCACCGCCAUGCCUUCCAGCAACGUCUGAUUGAAGAACAGAGGCAGCAUCUUCAGAAACAGCAAGAGCUGAUCCUUCAACUGCAGGAAAAUCAGAGGCUGAGCAGAGCUAAAGAAGUAGCAGCCCAAGCCACAGCUGUAACCCAGCCCCUAAACAACUCUGCUUCACAAACCACAGAGGAAAACCAAGCCAGGUGCAAGAAUACAACCUGUUUGAAUCCCUCAGCUUCUCAUGGGCCAGAAAAUACAAGGGCAGUGAUGCAAGGCAGGAAGCCUUCCAGACAGCUAGUCUCAGUGGAUCCCAUAUUGAAAGCUAUGGAGGAGAGAGCAGCUCAACGGGCAGAAAGAAGGAGGAAACUAGAAGAGGCCAAACAACGAAAAGAAGAGGAAAAAUUAGCCCAGUUGAAGGCUGAAGAGGAAGCACAACAGAGGAAGGAGGCCGAGAAAAAGAAAGCUCAGCAGGAAAAACGACAAGAAGAGAGAAGGCAGCAGAAGCUGAGAGAGCUGGAGAAGCAAAGGAGGCUGGAAAAGGAGCGGCAGCUCCAGAAAAAGGCCAGAGAUCACUAUGAGAAGGUUCUGCUCAGAAAGCUGGGAAUAGUGCCAUGGAAAAAGCUAAGAGAGCAAGCCAAGGAAAACCUGGUGGUGGCACAAAGGCACCACUGCUUGGGCCUGCAGAGGAAAUACUUGAUGACUUGGCUCCAGGACACCCAGGAGAACCUCAUGAAGAAGAUGUCUUGGGCUGAGGACUUCUAUUCCCAUACAUUGCUGAGACGGUGCUUCAGGAACUGGCUAAAGUACAAAGAUUAUCUCUCUGCUCUGGAGGAAAAGGUUAACGCCCUCCAUGCAGCUUGCCUCACAAGGAAGUACUUCUGGGCAUGGUUUGAUCUGGUUAUGGAGGAAAAAGCUACCUUAUGGGAGAAGCUGAAGACUGCUACUGAACACAGUAACAAGAGACUCAUGCUGAAUGCACUGAAGGCAUGGAGGCAGUACCCAUUACUGAUGAAAAAGGAAAAGGAACGAGAGGAAAGGAGAAACCAGCUACGUAGGAGGGUAGCUGAAAUUCUCCCCAAUUUCCAAACAUGA
Indicator indicator is the source of this 2682-nucleotide messenger RNA. RefSeq names its product coiled-coil domain containing 191 (gene CCDC191). The record is from RefSeq and is a predicted model, not a curated record. The transcript is spliced from 16 exons. Lineage: Eukaryota; Metazoa; Chordata; Aves; Piciformes; Indicatoridae. The coding region runs from base 1 to 2682 and encodes 893 amino acids. Gene Ontology annotation, molecular function: phosphatase binding.